Molecule: messenger RNA, 412 nt
Organism: Staurois parvus
Lineage: Eukaryota; Metazoa; Chordata; Amphibia; Anura; Ranidae
Source: the annotation of a GenBank genome assembly
AUGCAGACUGCUUCUACAAACAUUUGUGAAAGACUGUGCAAUAAGUCCAUCUGUAAAAUUUCCUUGCUACUAAAUAUUCCACAGUCAACUGUUAGUGGUAUUAUAAUAAAGUGACAAAGUGAAGGAACGGGGAACAACAGCAAUUCAGCCACCAAGUGAUAGGCCACGUAAAAUGACAGAGCGGAGUCAGCGCAUGCUGAAGCACACAGUGCGCAGAAGUCACCAACUGUCCGUAGAGUCAAUAGCUAAAGACCUCCAAACUUCACAUGGCCUUCAGAUUAGCACAACAGUGUGUAGAGAGCUUCAUAGAAUGGGUUUCCAUGGCAGAACAGCUGCAUCCAAGCCUAACAUCACCAAGUGCAAUGCAAAGCAUCGGAUUCAGUGGUGUAAAGCACACCACCACUGGACUCUA